AUGUCUGGAUGUUUUUCUCUGAUGGCAGAUGAAACAAUAGACAUUUUGACAAAUGAGAAAUUAUCUAUGUAUGAGGUAUGUAAAAAUAUACUCUAUGAAAUUGUUUUCCAGUUUUUCUCUAAACAUAGUUAAACAGAAAAAGACUUAGCAACUUCCAUAUUAAAAGGUAAUAUAUUUUAUAAUUUAUAAUAAAUGAUUCAAUUUUAAUUUUAAUUUUUCCAUUUUUUUUAAGGUUUAAGUGACCUUGGAAUAAACUAUAAGUUUAUGUACGGUCAAGAAUAUGACGGGGCCAACAAUAUGGCUGGUGAAUUUAGAGGUGUACAGAAAAUAAUUAAUGAUCAGUUUUUUAUGACAUUAUAUGUCCAUUAUUCAGCACAUUCCCUAAAUUUAGCUGUCCUCGUCAAGUAA
Cinara cedri is the source of this 408-nucleotide messenger RNA. Lineage: Eukaryota; Metazoa; Arthropoda; Insecta; Hemiptera; Aphididae. The record is from the annotation of a GenBank genome assembly.